Molecule: messenger RNA, 2600 nt
Organism: Diorhabda carinulata
Lineage: Eukaryota; Metazoa; Arthropoda; Insecta; Coleoptera; Chrysomelidae
Gene: morula
Product: anaphase-promoting complex subunit 2
Exons: 10
Coding region: 131-2512 (793 amino acids)
Biological process (GO): ubiquitin-dependent protein catabolic process
Cellular component (GO): anaphase-promoting complex
Molecular function (GO): ubiquitin protein ligase binding
Source: RefSeq, a predicted model, not a curated record
GCACCUUAAGACAAAAAUUGACAGCUUACUACUUUCACAGAUUUUAAACCAUAAACAAGUAUUUAAAAAUUAGAAAUCAACAUUUAAAAAUAAUUUUGAAAAUUUCUUAGUAAUUAUAUGAUAGUAUUUAAUGUUCAAAAUGAAUUACAAAGAAUUGUGGUUACUAGUUAAACGUAUUUUUCCAAUCUUAGAUGAAAGUAUCAAUCUGUGUCAACUUGAAGAGAGCUUAUUCUUGAAACAUGAAUUUUUUGAAGCUAUAGAUUUCAUUAGAAAUGCUAAACUCACUUUACACAUACAGAACCUUAUAGUAAGCAAAAUAGAACAAAGAUUGAGAGAUGAAGUUGCUCCUGCAUUUUGGUCUUAUUUCAAAAGUAACGAACAUGAGAGUAAAGGAUUCAUACAAUUUUACAAUGCUGUGAAAUCUUUAUUCGAUUCAUAUAGACAAUUAGAUAACACAAUGAGUAAAUUGGAAUUGUUUAGAGAGGCAACAUAUUUGAAUGAGUUGGUAUAUAAUGAAAAAGACAUGCAUAAUGCACUAAAACUUAUUCUUAAAGCUACUUUGCUAUCUCAAAUACAUUUAGAUUAUCAGGUUAUAGUAAUGAAUUUUUACAAAGUUGCUUUAAAAAUGGAAGAUGUAGACGAAAAUAAUUUUGGACAGUGUAUAAUCUGUUCACAGGAAAGUUUACAUUGCAAUUGUAUGCAUCUAUUCCAGGAAACAAAUAGAUACUGUCAAUGUCUCUGUGAAAAUUUGAGUAUAAUACAAGCUUUAAAGCCAGUAUAUACACUAAAUAGAAAUUGGAAGAGGUAUAAUUUUAGAAAAUUGGGACAAAUGUCACUUUUAGAACCUCUAGUUGGUCAAACAUUAACAAAUCUUAUUUAUGAUGCAAUUUAUUUACAUAUCCAUAAAAUUUGUAAGGAUAGUUUUGAUUCAUCUUUCGUUGGAGUUCUUGAAAAGUGGGUUCAGGAUAUAAUAUUGAAUUGGCUUAGAAAUAUAUACUGUUAUGAUACUUUAAUACCAAUUGAAGAAUCUAUCAACGCAUCUGAAAAGAAAUUGAUUAAUUUUUUAUAUACUAUAUAUACAAAGAUGAGGAUAGAUCAGUUGUUCAAUAUUAUAAUAGAAUAUCCAGAAUCAUUACCAGCUCUUGAAGAUUUGAGAUUAUGUCUUCCUAGAACCGACUUGAAGUCAAUGUUGACAAAAACAUUACAAAAAGCAAUGGAAACAAGAUUGCUCCAUCCUGGAGUUAGUACUCCUGAUGUUUUAACAGCUUAUGUUGCUGCAAUUAGGUCUUUGAGGGUGUUAGAUCCAACAGGUUUAUUAUUAGAAACUGUCACUCAACCAGUGCAUCAAUAUUUGAGAAGUAGGGAAGAUACUGUUAGAUGUGUUGUCAGAAGUUUGACUGAAGAAGGUCCUAACGAUUUAGCUGAGGAAUUGGUUAGAGGAGAAGCUGUCCAAGUAGAUGAAAACACGCCCCAAGAUGAAGAUUCAGAAGAUUGGGAAAAUUGGCUACCAGAUCCAAUUGAAACUACUCCCAACAAAAUUUCCACAUCUAGAAGAACUUCUGACAUAAUUUCUAUGUUAGUGAAUGUUUACGGAAGUAAAGAAUUGUUUGUAAAUGAAUAUAGAACUUUAUUAGCCAAUCGACUUUUAACUCAAUGCGGUUGUGAUACUGAAAAAGAAAUCCGUUACUUGGAGUUAUUGAAGCUUAGAUUUGGUGAUUCUCAGUUACAUUAUUGUGAGGUUAUGUUAAAAGAUGUGGCAGAUUCAAAAAGGAUAACUCAACAUAUCAAGCAGGACAACGAAUAUACAGAAGAAGAAAUACCUAUAUCAGCAAUGAUUGUUAGCGCCCAAUUUUGGCCUGCAUUCAAAGAAGAGAAAUUAGCACUCCACCCUAAAGUUCAUUCACAAAUUUCAAAGUAUAUAACAGCAUUUGAGACGUUAAAAGGUAGUCGCACUCUGUGUUGGAAAAAUCAUUUAGGUUUUGUUGAUUUGGAUAUUGAAUUGGCAGAUCGAACUUUGAGUUUGUCAGUUUCGCCAGUGCAUGCUACAAUUAUAAUGCAUUUCCAAGAGAGGGCUCAAUGGGAUUUAGAUGAAUUGAGCAAAGUAAUGCAGUGCCCUUCAACUGUUCUCAGAAGGAAAAUUGGAUUUUGGCAGUGCCAUGGCAUAAUAGCAGAAACAUUUCAAGAUUUUUUUUGUAUUCAAGAGGAUUUGGAAAAUAAAGAUGCUAGCAUACAAGAAGACGUAUUCGUUGAAGAUUAUGAAACAGAAUCAGCUAUGGCUAGCGCACAGGAUCAAAGAGAAGAGGAAUUACAGACAUUCUGGUCUUACAUUGUGGGUAUGCUAAUGAAUUUGGAUACAUUGCCUUUGGAAAGAAUUCAUCAGAUGUUGAAAAUGUUUGCAUUCCAAGGACCUACUAUAGAAUGCAAUAUUCAGGAAUUGAAGGUUUUCUUAGAUCGAAAAGUUCGUGAACAUCAUUUAAUAUAUUCCAACGGAUAUUAUAAGUUACCAAAAUGACAACAAAAUUAAUAAUCUUAAGUAAUAUUGAAUAUUUUUAGAUAAAGUUUUGUUUUUAUUUGAUCUCAAUAAAAUUGAUUACAUAUUA